GGGAUGGCACGGCCGAGUCCAGCGGCAUGCCGCGCAUGUAGGGCCGUUGGUGGCCACGAUUAGGGAGUCAUGUAAUCCCUUUCUAUUCAGCAAUUACAGAUGAUAAACGCAGCCAUUUUUGCAGCUCCAAAGACCCUGUGUUCCUUGUUCUCUGUUUUCAGUGAUUCUGAGAGCGCUGGUGUUCGGAGUUCGCCGGUGACAGCCGGAAUUCCGACAUUUGGCAUUAGAGCCGGGAGGAGGAGCCGAGGGAAUGGAUCGUGGUGAGGUACUGCCGCUGGCAUCGUGCUCCGGCGAUCCGCUGGGCGCUCAUGGUGGGUGAUGGGGACAAGCAGAAGGUCGAGACCCUUUCCGGGUCGCCGAAGAAACCAGGCAAGGGUGACGGCACCGGCGGGAGCGGUGAGACCGUGCGUGUUGUGCGGGAGAUCGUCGACGUUGCGCCAAAUUGGCCGAAGCUCACGAAGACCAACUACACUCACUGGGCGUUGGUGAUGAAGGUGAAGAUGCAGGCUCGCAACCUGUGGGAGGUAAUAGAGCCCGGCGGCGUCUCGUUCCAGAAGGACCGCAUGGCGCUCGACGCGAUCACCAGCGCCGUACCACCGGAGAUGGUGGCGGCCCUGGCGGCUAAGGACUCCACGCUGGAGGCGUGGAACGCAGUGAAGGCCAGGCGCAUCGGCAGCGACCAGGUCCAGAAGACGGAGGCGCAGCGCCUCCUCCGCGAGUUCGAGAACAUCAAGUUCAUCGCCGGCGAAAGCGUCGAUGAUUUCACGAUCCGUCUGCAGAACCUCACCGCCGAGCUCGAGACCGUAGGUGAGACGGUUUCGCGACGGAGGAUGGUGGAGAAGCUCCUCCGCGUCGUCCCCAAGUCCUUGCGCCAGGUGGCCAUCGCGAUUCAAGUCUCGACGGACCUCGCCACGCUGACGCUGGAAGACGCCAGCGGGCGGCUGCGCGCGGCGCAGGAGGCAGACGCCGAGGAUGAUGAAGCACCGCCGCCGCGGGCCAACGGCAAGCUGUAUCUCACGCGAGAGCAGUGGGAAGCGCAGGCACGGCAGCAGAAGGGGGAGGCUUCCUCCGGCGGAUCGAAGUCCGGCGCACGCCAGGGACGCGCGCGGCACGCUCCGUCCGACGGCGGCUCUGACGCUGGGCCGGGCCAGAAGGUGGCGGCGGAUCAAUGCUACCGGUGCAAGAAGACGGGCCACUGGGCUCGGGAGUGUCCGACGAAGCCCAAGAACCAGGCGGCCCACCUGGCCCAGUGGGAGAAUGAAGAGGUGACGUUGCUGAUGACUAGGGUGAGCUCGAUUCAGAUCUCACCCUCCCCCACUGCAGCGCAGGUCAACUCGGCACCGGCGACGGUGCCGAUGGUGGCGGAGAGGCCAGAAGAUGGGAGCCCAGUGGAGCUGGUGGAGGAGAAAGUCUUCGCGCAGUUCGACGGCGGUAGCUCCGACGACGGUGGGCUCUGGCACCUCGACAAGGGCGCGACCAACCACAUGUCCGGGUCGCGUGCCAUCUUCUUCGAGCUCGACCGCGGCAUCGUCGGGACGGUGCGGUUCGGGGACGGCUCGGUGGUCAAGAUCAAGGGGCGCGGGACAGUUGUGUUCUCCUGA
Molecule: messenger RNA, 1601 nt
Organism: Panicum hallii
Lineage: Eukaryota; Viridiplantae; Streptophyta; Magnoliopsida; Poales; Poaceae
Exons: 2
Coding region: 309-1601 (430 amino acids)
Molecular function (GO): zinc ion binding; nucleic acid binding
Source: RefSeq, a predicted model, not a curated record